CCAUAUAUAUACCCAUUAACCCAGUCACCUCCCAUAGCAAACGCCACAUUCUUUCCCAUCUGCUUUCUUCUCCUCUACUUUUUUAUUUUCUACUUUUUUAUCUAAAAAUAAAAAGAGAAAAGAAAAGAAAAGAAAACGAUGGAUUAUGGCAGGCUCGGGAAAGCCGAGGCAGGUGGCACCUCCACCCAAAUCCAAACCACCGACCUCGCCCCUAAACCAAAAGUGUCGAAAGUCCGGCUCCUCCUCAUGAUCGCCGCCACACUAAUGGUGGUGUCGGCCGUGUCCGCCGCGGUGGCGGUGGUGAUACGACACAAAGGCGAGUCGAAAGUGCAGAAUCGGCGGCCGUCUCAAGCCAUGUCGAGAGCAUGCAGCCGCACGCUGUACCCAAGUCUCUGCCUGAAUUCGCUCCUCGACUUCCCCGGAGCCCUCACCGCCGACGAGAAAGCCCUGGUCCACAUUUCCCUCAACUUGACUCUCCAAAAAGUCGGCCGCUCGCUCUACGUCUCCUCCGAGAUCACCAACCUCGCCAUGGAUCCUCACGUCAGGUCCGCAUACGACGACUGCCUAGAGCUCCUCGACCACUCGGUGGAUCUCCUCUCUCGGUCCCUCACCUCCGCCGCCGAGCCGCCCGGUUCCACUCAGGACGUCUUGACCUGGCUCAGCGCCGCGCUAACCAAUCAGGACACCUGCAGGGAAGGAUUCGAUGAGCUCAACGGCGACGUCAAGAAUCAAAUGUCCGACAGGAUUAAGGAUUUGUCGGAGAUAGUCAGCAAUUCUCUUGCUAUAUACGCCUCCGCCGGAGGUGAUGACGGUUUCUCCGACAUUCCGAUACAGAAUCGGCGCCGGCGAUUGCUGCGCGACGAGAAAGAGCGCGAGCAGUUUCCGGUGUGGCUGUCGCGGAGAGAACGAUUGCUGCUUGAUAUGCCGGCGUCGGCGAUUAAUGCCGAUAUAAUCGUUUCCAAGGACGGGAACGGGACGUUCAAAACGAUCGCGGCGGCGAUCAAGAAGGCGCCGGAGCACAGCAGCCGGCGAUUUAUCAUCUACGUGAGGGCAGGAAGGUAUGAGGAGAAUAACUUGAAGGUGGGAAGAAAGAAGAUGAAUAUAAUGUUCAUAGGAGAUGGGAAGGGCAAGACGGUCAUUACAGGUGGGAAAAGCGUACAGGACAAGUUGACGACAUUCCACACCGCAUCCUUCGCUGCAACCGGGUCGGGCUUCAUAGCUCGGGACAUAACAUUCGAGAACUACGCCGGGGCGAGCAAGCACCAAGCGGUGGCCCUCCGCGUGGGGGCGGACCACGCGGUGGUGUACCGGUGCAGCGUGAUCGGCUACCAAGACACCCUCUACACACACUCCCAGCGGCAGUUCUACCGCGAGUGCGACAUCUACGGCAGCGUGGACUUCAUCUUCGGCAACGCGGCCGUGGUGUUCCAGAAGUGCAACAUCCAGGCGCGGAAGCCGAUGCCGCAGCAGAAGAACACCAUCACGGCGCAGAACCGCAAGGACCCCAAUCAGAACACGGGCAUCUCCAUCCACGACUGCCGGAUCACGGCCGAGCCGGACCUCGAGGCAUCCAAGGGCCAGUACCCGACCUACUUGGGGCGCCCGUGGAAGCUCUACUCCAGGACUGUUUACAUGCUCUCUUACUUGGGCGACCACGUCCAUCCCAAGGGCUGGCUCGAGUGGAACGGGGACUUUGCGCUCGACACCUUGUAUUACGGCGAGUACAUGAACUAUGGACCGGGGGCCGGGUUAGGGCAGCGGGUCAAAUGGCCCGGAUAUCGCGUCAUCACCUCCGAUGAGGAGGCCGACAAGUUCACCGUCGCCAAGUUUAUAUACGGCUCCUCGUGGCUGCCGGCCACCGGCGUCGCUUUCGUGGCCGGGCUCUCCACUUGAAACUUGAAACACUAAUUAAAAUAUAAACUCUCAUAUAGUAACCCAUUAUAAUUGAAUCUAAUUCUUGCUUUCAUAGGGUCUGGGAAAGUGUUGCAAUGAUCCAGCACCAAUAAAAGUGGGUGUUACGAAAUGUAAUAAUGGUAUUACACAUUGAUGCAUGAAAUUGUAAUCCGAAUUUGAUAGUGUAUAUGUGAUUGAUUAAUGUUGAGAA
Salvia miltiorrhiza (redroot sage) is the source of this 2104-nucleotide messenger RNA. Its product is annotated as probable pectinesterase/pectinesterase inhibitor 61. Lineage: Eukaryota; Viridiplantae; Streptophyta; Magnoliopsida; Lamiales; Lamiaceae. Gene Ontology annotation, biological process: cell wall modification. Gene Ontology annotation, molecular function: pectinesterase activity; pectinesterase inhibitor activity. The transcript has 4 exons. The coding region runs from base 139 to 1893 and encodes 584 amino acids. The record is from RefSeq and is a predicted model, not a curated record.